AUGGCCUCCAUAUUUGACUUAGCACUCAAGGGAACUCUCAGCGAGAAUGAUCUUGUAGGCAAAGAAAAAGAAAUCGACGCAGUCAAUGAGAAGACCUUGUACACUCCCCUCGGUGCAGCUGUACAUUCUAAUCGCAAAGAUAAUGUUAAACUGCUGCUCGCAAAUGGCGCCAACCCAGAUGGUGUGACUGGCUCACGUCUGCCGCUCUGGAUUGCGGCUGCAAGAACAAAAGGAUCCAUCGGCAGCAUUGUCGAACUGCUUCUGGCCCACAAAGUGAGCGUUAAUAAACCGGAUCAUAUUGCGAACGAUACCGCGCUACAUGCCAUUGUCCAGAGAUACAGGAAUGAAGAUGAUCUUGACGUGAUCGAGGCCCUCGUACGUGCAGGUGCUGAUCCGCAAGCAACGAAUCAAAGGGGGGAGUCAGCAGAGUCGUUGGCGACUAAGCGCAACGACAAAAAACUCCUUUCUCUCCUGGUCCCCAAAACACACAAGAAAAGCCACAUCAAAGAUAUCCUCAUGAUCGCAUCUCUCAUAUUGUUCGCCUUUUCGUGGGCCAAUCGCCAUUCCAUCCAGGUGGUAGCUGCUACUGCUGUCGCUGCGACGACGGCGGUCGCUUCUCAAGUGUAUGGUCCGAUUAAGAAGAGAUUCGACAUGAUGGGCCGGCGCAGUAAAAAGGUUCCACAUCAUAUUGCCGAGAAACUUGAAAAGGCGGCAACUGCGGAGGCAUUCAAAACCGAGAUGCACAACUACAUAAAAAAGGCUCAUUUGGACCAAUUCUUCAAAGAUGAUACGUUUUUGGAACAUGUUAUUACGAAGGCUGUGGACUUAGAAGCCGACCCAAAAACGACUGUCAAUGUACAGGAUUUAACCCGUCUCGCACUUUAUCAACCGGUGCUUUACUGCGAUGACAGUGGUUCGAUGAAUCUAGAUAAGCGGAUCGAGCUCCAGGCCGAUCUUGGCGAGCGAAUCACCAGUCUCACCACGAGGCUUGUCCCAGACGACACCGGAAUUGAGCUGCGAUUCAUCAAUGCCUCGUACGAACCUCGCAUGUCAAAACCUCGCAGCAAAUUAGUCAACGAGAUUUUAUUAGAUACUCCAUACAGCGGACCCACGGAAAUUGGAAUAAACUGCAAAGCAAAGAUUCUGGAAGAAAUUGUCUACAAACCGAUAAAGGAAGGCAAAUUUGACCGCCCGGUAUUAGUCUCCAUUCUCACUGACGGCUGCCCUGGAGGGCCUGAUGGAAGUAGCGAGAGGCACGAUACUUUGAAAGAGGUCAUUAUAGAGUGUGGCAAAUUCCUCGAGGCUCAUGAGUACAACAAGAAGGUGGUACGUUUUCAGAUCAGCCAGAUUGGGUAUGAUGAAUCGGCCAAGGAAUUCAUCAGGAGUCUCGCUUCAGAUCCCGCGCUGAGCGAUGUUCUGUAUUGCACCACUCGACACUUGGAUGAUGAAUUCAGGACCCUCCGGGGUAACGAGCAUCGACUAGAGCAAUGGCUCUUGGCCUUAUUGAUGGAGCCAAUUCUUAAAGCCGACUGA
Molecule: messenger RNA, 1533 nt
Organism: Trichoderma virens Gv29-8
Lineage: Eukaryota; Fungi; Ascomycota; Sordariomycetes; Hypocreales; Hypocreaceae
Exons: 6
Coding region: 1-1533 (510 amino acids)
Molecular function (GO): protein binding
Source: RefSeq, a predicted model, not a curated record